AUGCUUUGCUGGCUCGCGAGAGAGCCGAUGCAAGAUGAGAGACUGACAAUGGCCACAAUUGGCGUAAACGUCUACGAGGACGUCUUUUCUUGUUUCAUCUACCAUCCAAGCCGAUUCCUCGAACGAUCUGGGACACGAUCAGAAGGACAACUGCAAAAUGUGACCAUGUGCCUGGAACGAUGUAUAGAGGCGAGCACACUGUACGGGUUCGUCUGCCGAUCGCUUAUGUGGAAGAAGGACAUCAACUUAUGUAUACUCUCUAUUUAUGACCGUACUCAAAAGGCUGACCGGUUUCGUACAGCCCUUAAAAGUGACAUUGAUCUCUAUGAAAACACCUGCGUUGAUUCAAAUGUUUUCAAGAGAAUAGCGUUCAAGACUCCGUCUUCGAAUUUGUGUCAUCUAUCGCGCAAACGUGAGAAACCACUUGAGGCAUCUGUGGACUGA
Molecule: messenger RNA, 444 nt
Organism: Cooperia oncophora
Lineage: Eukaryota; Metazoa; Nematoda; Chromadorea; Rhabditida; Trichostrongylidae
Source: the annotation of a GenBank genome assembly